Monosiga brevicollis MX1 is the source of this 975-nucleotide messenger RNA. RefSeq lists its product as uncharacterized. The record is from RefSeq and is a predicted model, not a curated record. Gene Ontology annotation, molecular function: heparan sulfate 6-sulfotransferase activity. Gene Ontology annotation, cellular component: membrane. NCBI's taxonomy places the organism in Eukaryota, Choanoflagellata, Craspedida, Salpingoecidae. The coding region runs from base 1 to 975 and encodes 324 amino acids. The transcript has 2 exons.
AUGGCAGCAGGGAUCCUCGCCGUGGUUUUCGCGCUGAUUCUGGUCGCUGCACCGGCCCCUGAGCAGGCAGGCAAGGUGGACAGGUGUGAUGAUGAGGUCAAGGCUGCUCAAGUUGUGGUCACGCGCCGUCUAGAUCAACUCAAGCGACAUCGGGUUGCAACACCUUCGCCCUCUGGAGCACUUUCGACUCUGUACUUCUUGCAUGUCCCAAAAACCGCGGGCACAUCCAUGCUACAUGCCUUCCUCGACGCGGUUGCCACAAGUCAGGACAAUGCGGCCGACCGCUCCAUCUUGCGCUGCCAUCGGCAUUUGGAUCUAUCCAACUGCUUUAUAGUCUACAAUGCGACCUCAGCCACGCAGUGCACCGGUGGAAGGCCAGCGGCUUGCGGCUAUGUGCUCACCCAUGCUGGAUUGGAUGUCACCUUUGCCAUGCGGCGAGAUGUGCUAGCCGUGACCAUUCUGCGAGAUCCUGCCUCACGCCUGCUGUCCUACUACAACUACCUCCGUCGACCAGCCAACCCGAGUGCUUUUGCACGCUGGUAUAGGGCAUCUCCACAGCGGGCGCUCGACAACAUCAUGACUGGCUACUUGGCUGGCGAGGCCAUGGGUCCGGCGGGUGCACUUGUCGCGCCCGUCUGGCAUCCCAUUACAAACGCAUCGCUCGGUUCUGCCAAACGCCACUUGAUCUCGGCAAUUGACCUCUGGGGGUUUCAAGAGGAUUUGAAUCCUUUUCUGCGCUGGCUCGCCUACCUGUGGCCACAUCACAACGCCUCCAAGCACAUUCAUGCCAUGACAACGAGCAAGCGCUAUCAGCCGCAUGAGCACGGCACCCGUGGCAUUGAGAGCUCAGCAAUGCCAGCCCAUUCUACUCCGACCAACCUGCAGAUCAAGCACCUGGACGAGGUCCUUCUUUCAGAGGUCUGUGAUCACAUGCUUUUUGGGUUGAUCGGUCAGGGUGGAGAGCAACCAGGCUGA